CUGCGAGCAGUUGGCAGCACUGUCAGGAGGCUUGUUGUUGUUUCUGGUGGUGUGGUGGUGGUUGUGUUGCGUUCCUUCAGUGUUCCUUUACAUGUGUUGCCUCUAGUAUCUGCAAUUUGUUUUCGUCUUCAUAUUUUCGUAUCGAUUGAACGGAUUGGCAGCAACAAUGGAUGUGCGCUAUAAUAAUCUGGUCUGGGAGCCUGUGAUUGCAGUAGAGUGUGUAGUGCCUUGGGAGAUUUUGAGCAAUCUGCCCCCUAGGGAGGACCGUGCGGACUUCUGCAGCCCAUACCCGGUGCGCUGCAAUGCUGAAUUAUUAUUUAAUAUUCAUUUGCACCAUAAAAAAACAAGGAUAAUCGAAGGUGUGUUACGUCAGCCUAGUAGUGGUCAUAGAUCUCGGGAACUGCUUGUCAAGUCAAGAGUGUCAUGGACUUCGCCGUCGCCGAAGAGAGAAGAUGACCAUUAUAUGACGCUCCUUAUUCCGGACAAGUCACAAAUGGAUACAAAAGACACCCUGAAGAUAAUGGAUUUCUGUUAUUUCAACUUGAAGCAGCCUUCCUUCACAUUGAAACUAUGGGUGUAUGCUGCACCCAGAGUCCUUCGAGGGGUCUCUAUUACUGAAAGUUUGAAUGUAGCUCGACGCUCAGGCUCUCCUCUCUGCGACAUUCAGCUUCGAGUUGGUGACCAUGACUUCCCUGCUCACAAGGCUGUUUUGAGUGCAACCAGCUGUGUGUUCAAAGCCAUGUUCUGUGGAGACUUCAAAGAAAAAUAUGCUGAAACUGUUGUCAUUGAAGAUGUAUCCAAAGAGGCUUUUGGGAAAUUUUUAGAUUUCCUCUACUUGCAAGAUAUUUGUUGGAAAGGAAGCGAGCUUGAGUUAUUAGGUCUUUCUGAGCGAUACCAGGUGGAGCAACUCAAGGCACGCUGCGAGAUGUGCCUGUGGGAGCUGGACGGUCUUCGCGCCCUCGGCAUUCUAAUAGAGGCCGACAAGUGGCCCGUCGUCACCGACACCAUGAAAAAGCGACUGUGUGAAAUCGUGAUGGCCAAUUUGGGGUCCGUGGUGAAGUCGAACGAGUGGCAGACGCUGCAGUCAAGCAGCCCAGUGCUGGCAAGUCUAGUCGAGGCCGGCGCCAGUCGCUUUGCCAUCGCGUCCUCUGUCAAUGUCAAGGUCUUCCACGAGCUGGCGCGUUGGUGAUUGUUUAAUUGUUUUCGUUUGCUUUGUGAACAACUUUUUUGAUUUUUAUAAUCUUUUCAACAGAAGCAUAUUUGUCUGACUUU
Molecule: messenger RNA, 1272 nt
Organism: Thrips palmi
Lineage: Eukaryota; Metazoa; Arthropoda; Insecta; Thysanoptera; Thripidae
Product: kelch-like ECH-associated protein 1B
Exons: 4
Coding region: 167-1189 (340 amino acids)
Biological process (GO): regulation of proteolysis; proteasome-mediated ubiquitin-dependent protein catabolic process
Cellular component (GO): cytoplasm; nucleus
Molecular function (GO): ubiquitin protein ligase binding
Source: RefSeq, a predicted model, not a curated record